UCCAUUUCUGCACCAAUGCUAUUCGACACCGAGCAACUUACUUUUUAAUGGGACCACCAUUUCGUCGCAGGUUGGUGCUCAGCAGGGUGAUCCGUUAGGACCUCUUAUAUUUUGCUUGGCAAUUCAGAAAGUUGUUUCUUCUCUGGAUUCACCCCUAAAUGUUUGGUACUUGGACGAUGGGACUAUUGGGGGUAGUCCAGAGACAGUGUUGAAUGACCUUCAUAAACUCGUGCCAGCGUUGAGGGAGAUAGGUCUGGAGGUGAACCCUGCUAAGUGCGAGCUUUUUUGCUGCGACUCGUCUGUUGGUGUACGGACAGAUUUUGAAGAGGUGUUGCCCGGCUUGCGGUACCUUCAGAAAUCUUCUUUGUGCCUUUUAGGAGCGCCAAUUUUUCCUGAGGGUGUCGGUGCUGCACUUGAAGAUAAAAGGUUAGCGUUGGUUCGGGCCAAGGAACACCUGGGAAACUUGUCUGCGCAUGUUGCGCUUAUUCUGCUGCGGAACUGUUUUGCUGCACCGCGUAUAAUGUACAUUCUAAGAACAGCUCCAACCUGGUUGUUUCAAUCUGAAGUCGCAGCGUUAGACGAGACAAUCAAGGGGGUGCUUGAAUCCAUCUUGAAUGUACAUUUGGAUGAAACGCAGUGGUGUCAAGCAGCCCUUCCAGUCCGUCACGGUGGGUUGGGAAUACGGCGCUGUAGAGAGUUGGGAGUGGUGGCAUUUCUUGCUUCGGCUCACGGGACAUUGGGUCUUGUUGCUCGGAUCUUAUCUAACAAUGGUGACAUUACCCAGGUACCGUUUGCUUCGGAGGCGUUAGCCAAGUGGACUACUUUCUACGGUGGCGGGGAUCAGCCCGAAAAUCCCAUUGUGCAGAGGGGCUGGGACGACAUGUUGUGCAAGAAGACUGUUGCAAACAUGCUAGAGGGAGCGGUGGGAUCCAACUUGGCCCGCCUUAAAGCCGCUUCUAGGGUUGAGUCAGGGGCGUGGCUGCACGCAUUACCUUCCCCGUCACUGGGCACGCUUUUGGACAAUGACUCCUUAAGGAUCGCGGUGGCCUUGCGAUUGGGGUGUAAGGUGUGCGAGGCGCAUCGGUGCGUUUGCGGGGUCAUGGUUGAGGAAGACGGUCACCAUGGUCUCAGCUGCUUGAAGUGCGCGGGACGUUUCUCGAGGCAUCAUGCUAUCAAUGAUGCAAUCCGCCGGGCUUUGGUGUCGGCCAACGUUCCUUGCGUUUUGGAACCUCCAGGGUUGUGCCGCACGGAUGGAAAGAGGCCUGACGGUCUGACAUUGGUUCCAUGGCAGAAGGGUCGGUGUCUCUUAUGGGACGCGACGUGCGUCAGCACGUUUGCGCCGUCCCACUUGAACCUUACGGUUAGGUCUGCAGGGUCAGCCGCGGAGUAUGCGGCCAAAAUGAAGCAUGCCAAAUACUCUGCCCUGGAACCAAUGUACGACUUUGUGCCAGUCGCAGUCGAAACUGCGGGACCUUGGGCUCUGGAGGCGAAGGAGUUCAUAAGGGAUUUGGGCCGGCGGCUAAGGGACAAGGGAUGUGACCCUCGGUCCGGAUCGUACCUGGUCCAACAGAUCUCAUUGGCUAUUCAGCGUGGUAACGCUGCCGGUGUGAUGGGGACAUUUGAACCGGGUACGAUUCGGGACGGUUUUAUUUAGCUUAAAGUAAAUAUUUUAUGUGUGACGAAGCCUGUUGCGGAUAUCAUCAUUGGUUUGUUUGACGAAGCAUGUUGUUGAUUUGGAUUUGUGGCCACAUGACGAAG
Messenger RNA from Leguminivora glycinivorella, 1758 nucleotides. RefSeq lists its product as uncharacterized. The transcript is spliced from 2 exons. The record is from RefSeq and is a predicted model, not a curated record. Bases 521 to 1654 code for a protein of 377 amino acids. NCBI's taxonomy places the organism in Eukaryota, Metazoa, Arthropoda, Insecta, Lepidoptera, Tortricidae.